AUGUCGGACCCCGCUUGGGGAGACUUGCAUGGGCGCCCGGCCGAGCUCUCCGGAGACCUGUCCUCACAGGAGGAAGAAGAGGAGGGCGACUCCGACGGCGGGGCCAGCGGCUUGGGUUCCUGCUCCUCAGCCAGCAGCGACACUGAUCUGGAGCCUGAGUGGCUGGACAGCGUGCAGAGGAAUGGAGAGCUGUUUUACCUGGAACUGAGUGAGGAUGAGGAGGAAACUCUCCUUCCAGAGACACAGACUGUGAACCAUGUCAGGUUCAGUGAGAAGGAGGUCAUCAUUGAAGACGAUGACACCAGAGAGAGAAAGAAGUAUGAACCCAAGCUCAAGCGCUUCACCAAAAUCCUGAAAAGCAAAAAACUUUUACCUAAGCGCUACCACAAAAAGAAUAGCAGUGACAAUGGGCCUGUGUCCAUUUUGAAGCAUCAAUCCAACCAGAAGACUGGAGUUACUGUACAACAGCGGUACAAGGAUGUGACUGUCUAUAUUAACCCCAAAAAGCUAACGGUCAUCAAAGCCAGGGAGCAGCUCAAACUCUUGGAAGUGCUGGUGGGAAUUGUCCAUCAGACCAAGUGGAGCUGGAGAAAGAGCGGGAAGCAGGCCGAUGGGGAGAGGCUCGUGGUGCACGGCCUGUCACCAGGAGGCUCUGCCAUGAAGAGUGGUCAGGUCCUGGUUGGCGAUGUCCUUGUUGCUGUGAAUGAUGUAGAUGUGACUUCUGAAAACAUAGAGAGAGUUCUGUCUUGCAUCCCUGGACCAAUGCAGGUGAAGCUGACAUUUGAGAAUGCAUAUGCUGUGAAAAAGGAAACAGCCCAGCCCAAAAAGAAAAAGACACAGUCGAGCACAAAUGAUUUGGUGAAACUUCUCUGCGGGUCAGAGGCCGACAGCAUCCAGCACAGUAUCCUGGACACCCCGCACAUCAGCAUGUAUCUCACGCUGCAGCUCCAGUCAGAGAUGUCCAAGGAGGAGCAGGAAAUUCUGUACCAUUACCCAGUGUCUGAAGCCUCUCAGAAACUCAAGAGUGUAAGGGGGAUUUUUCUCACACUCUGUGACAUGCUGGAAAGUGUAACUGGAACACAAGUUACCAGCUCAUCCCUCCAUUUAAAUGGGAAACAAAUUCACGUUGCUUUUUUGAAAGAAUCUGACAAGCUGUUGUUAAUUGGCCUGCCUGCUGAAGAAGUUCCUCUUCCCCAGCUAAGGAACAUGAUAGAAGAUGCAGCCCAAACCCUGAAGUUCAUGUAUGGUUCCUUAGACAGUGCCUUCUGCCAGGUUGAGAACACUCCUCGUUUGGAUCAUUUCUUCAGCUUGUUCUUUCAACGAGCUCUUCAACCUGACAAGUUGCAUCUCAGUGCCACCCCUAGUGCUCAACAAUACGAUGCAGCCAGUGCUGUGCUUUUGGACAGCCUCCCUGCAGUCCGUUGGCUCACACUUCCACAGGAACUCAAGGUGGAGUUGGACACAGUGCUGAGUGACCUUGAGGCUGCCGACUUUGAAGAACUGUCUGAGGAUUACUAUGACAUGAGACGGCUGUACACAAUUUUGGGGUCUUCUCUGUUUUACAAGGGUUACUUGGUAUGCAGCCAUCUACCUAAGGAUGAUAUUGUUGAGAUUGCUGCAUACUGUCGCCAGUACUGCCUGCUGCCUUUAGCAGCAAAGCAAAGAAUUGGCCAGCUGAUAAUAUGGAGAGAAGUCUUCCCACGGCACCACUGCCAGCCUCCUGCAGACUCAGACACCGAGGUCUUCCAGGAACCUGAAGGGAGAUAUUUUUUACUAAUUGUCGGGCUGAGACAUUAUAUGUUGUGUGUGUUGUUAGAAGCCGGAGGCUGUACAUCUAAAGCUACUGGGAAUCCUGGUCCAGAUUGUAUCUAUGUAGAUCAGGUCAGAACAACUCUUCAUCAGCUGGAAGGAGUAGAUUCCCGCAUAGAGGAACGGCUAGCCUCAUGUCCCAGGCCCUGCCUGUCUUGUGCUGACUGGUUCCUUGCUGCACCACAUGAAAAGGCAGAUAGUUUGACCACUUCACCUAUCCUCAGUAGACUUCAGGGGUCCACCAAAACAGCGACCUCUCCAACAUGCAGAAGAACCUUUUUCAGUGACUAUCCCUUCAAGGCACGGAAGCCCAGUCCCUCCCGGGGUAGUGGAGGAUGUGAGCCUGGUGAAGGUGGAGAAGGUGUUGGUCCUAGCCCACACACUACCCCAGCUGCAGUACUGAAGCAAAGAGAAUCUGAUGGUUCAGAGGACAGCAUGGCCUUGCUUAAGCUCACUAGAAAGAAAUCAACGCUUCCAAAUCCAUUUCAUUUGGGAAAUUCGAAAAAAGAACUUUCAGACAAAGAAUUGGAAGUCUAUAACACGAUGAAAUUGACCUCUGGUCCUGAGAAUACACUCUUCCACUAUGUUGCCUUAGAAACAGUGCAGGGCAUCUUCAUCACUCCUACCCAUGAAGAGGUGGCUCAGCUAGGCGGUUCUGUCCAUGCUCAGCUAAUUAAGAAUUUCCAUCAGUGUUGUCUCUCUAUCCGUGCAAUUUUCCAACAGACAUUGAAGGAAGAGAAAAAGAGAGCACUGCAUGGUGAAGAUCAUUCAGAGUCUGCAGAUUCAGUGUCUUCUCUCACCCCUGUGAAAGAACAUGGAGUGCUAUUUGAAUGUUCACCGGAAAACUGGGCUGAUCAGAAAAAACCACCACCAGUUAUGGCUUACUGGGUAGUGGGGAGACUCUUCCUUCACCCAAAACCUCAGGAACUGUAUGUCUGUUUUCAUGACUCGGUCACAGAAAUUGCCAUUGAAAUGGCAUUUAAAUUGUUCUUUGGAUUAACAUUGUAGCUGUGUUUGUAGGAUUCAAAGGAACACACAAAUGGACCAUGGAACAGUGUCAGAAUGGCCGACAUCAACAUAUAGAGAUAAGGCUCAGCUUAGUUGUUUUUCAGUAUUGAACUUAUCUUUUUAAAUAUUGAAAUGCAAUUCUGUUGGGUUUUGCAUCAAUUCAUAUAUAGUAUUAUAGAAGACAUCUGAGUAGAUACUUGAUCAAAAUAUGGAGACAAGAUUGCUAAUUUAUUGCCAUUUUGGUAUACCAUCCUAAUUUAUUGAAUAGUUUUAAAUAAUGUGAAUUCUUUAAUAAAAAAAUAUAGAUGUUUAUUUGGAGAUCAUAGUUAACUCAUUGUUUUUCCUAAAACCCAAUACUGACUUAUAUCUGGUGAAGGAAUGAAAUUGAGGACAUGACAAGGUUCUGUAGUUGGUCAGUUCUGUAUUGUGAGGGGCUCUGCACCUGUCAGGCCUCAGAAUAUCUGUGUACUAAUAAUAUUACUAUUGAAUUGGGAUUUUUGAAAGUACCAGUUAAGAAAAAUACAUUGUUUUCCUUUUUCGUAUUAGUGUCUAAAUUUGCCUUAUCUGUGUUCUGGUUUCUUAAAAUCAAAAGCCUGUGCAUAAGUUUAAGUAUUUUAGUAGAUACCUCAGUGCAAAGGAAGAGGUGAAGGAUGAAGUUUAAUGUUAAUUUAUAUUUACUUGAUUCUCUUUAUUCUUUGUGAUGAACCUUAUUUUGGAAUAGGAGACAUUUUUAAUCAUCCAUAAGCUCCCAUUUCUUUUUCUAUUCUUGUUGAAGUACAUUCUGGUACACAUACAUU
Molecule: messenger RNA, 3614 nt
Organism: Phodopus roborovskii (desert hamster)
Lineage: Eukaryota; Metazoa; Chordata; Mammalia; Rodentia; Cricetidae
Gene: Intu
Product: inturned planar cell polarity protein
Exons: 16
Coding region: 1-2817 (938 amino acids)
Biological process (GO): nervous system development; establishment of planar polarity; vesicle-mediated transport
Cellular component (GO): cilium; cytoplasm
Molecular function (GO): protein binding
Source: RefSeq, a predicted model, not a curated record